Molecule: messenger RNA, 477 nt
Organism: Cooperia oncophora
Lineage: Eukaryota; Metazoa; Nematoda; Chromadorea; Rhabditida; Trichostrongylidae
Source: the annotation of a GenBank genome assembly
AUGUGUAGAGACGAAAAGCAUCGAGAAAAAAGGAGAAAAGAGGACAGAAGCCGCCCGAAGAAGAGAUUUUCGCUUAAGGAUAAGGAACGCGAGCGAGAAAAGAGGAAAGCGUUGAUCUCAGAACCGGUUGGAGAAGUUCGACAUACUUGUCACGUAGGCAUAGACGGCACUGCGUUCGGUCUCUUGCAGCUUGACAAGAAAGAACUGGUGGCGCCAUCAGUGUCUCCGUCGUCUGUGCGUACGAACGGAACGCCAGCUCAAGCCCACUUGGCACCUUCUUUGUCACAGGUUUCGUCUCCGGUUAUUCUACGAAGUGCAGCCGCUCGUGAGGGUAUCACCGUACGGGAAACGAUGUCACUGCGAGACGUACUACCUUCCAAGGUAAUUUCUUUCCGUGCCUCUGAGGGCCAAUGGAGUUGGGAGGGGCAGUGGGUGAAGCUAAUAUGCCCACACUUUUCUUGCCUGCGCUCUCUAGAU